AUGUUCGAUCACGCCCACAGGCCCCGGCGCAACAAGCUCUGUAAAAGUAAAAACAGCAGGGUCGCACACUCCACACGCGCUCACGCCAGCGCUCACGCUCACACUCUCAACGCGCACACGGCAAACAUUAAAGGUGUGUUAUCCGAUGGAAAGCUCGUUUGCCACCCACAAGCGCUCAAAACGGCUGGCCGUGGCAGAGCUCCUUCCUCUGGCCGUCUCGGAGCGUCCGCAGAGGAGGCGCUGUGGCAAGGCAGCCUGCUGACCCACGCUGGUCGCCGCACUGCCGAGCUGCAGCGUCAGCUACUCGAGCGCAUCUCUCAGCCCUGGGGGUCAAGAGGCUUCGCGGGAAGCACGCGGUCUUCAGAGCUGGGGGAGAUCAGGAAUGUGACGACCAAUCAGCCGUCUCUGGAGCUGGACGGGUUGGAGAAGUACACCAACUACAGCAUCCAGGUGUUAGCCUUCACCAACGCCGGAGACGGAGUCCGCAGCGAACAGAUCUACGUCCGCACCAAAGAGGAUGUUCCCGGUCCUCCAGCGGGGGUGAAGGCCGCGGCUGCCAGCGGCUCCGUGGUGUUUGUCUCCUGGCUGCCUCCGCUCAAACUCAACGGCAUCAUCAGGAAAUACAUCGUCUUCUGCUCCAAUCUGCAUCCUAUGGUGAUGAGUGAGUUUGAGGCGUCUCCAGAUGCAUAUUUCUACAGGAUCCCCAAUCUGGCUCGAAACAGACAGUACAGUAUCUGGGUGGUGGCGGUUACGGCUGCUGGUCAUGGCAACAACAGUGACAAGAUCACCGUGGAGCCUCUGGCCAAAGGUACUCCACCUUUAACACAACACAGGGUUCUUACGGGGGCGCUGUGGUAUUGUACCAUCCCCCCCCUGCUGAAAACAGGAGACCCCAUCUCAGACAACAUGUCGGGCAGCGGCGGUCUGAAGAUGGUGGUCACCAUCACGUCUGUCCUGGUGGUGGCCGUGCUCGUCUUCAUCAUGCUCAUGGUGCUGAAGAGGAGGCGGAGGGAGCAGAGGCUCAAGAGGCUCAGAGAUGCCAAGAGCCUGGCAGAAAUGCUGAUGAGCAAGAACACUCGCACUCCAGACACGGUGAACAAGCAGCAGCAGACGUUACGGAUGCACAUCGACAUUCCCCGAGCCCAGCUACUCAUCGAGGAGCGGGACACCAUGGAGACAAUCGAUUUCUCUGACAUCCAGCCAAAGUUUCCUGCUCCCCACAAAUAUAAAAAUAAAUGUAUAAAAGAUGACAGGUCCACUGUGCUGUUGACAGACAAUGACUUCGGGGAGACGAACAAGCAGAAAUCGUCCACGGUGACGCACACGGUCCACUACCAGUCUCUGUCCCAGGCCACCGGGCCGCUGGUGGACGUGUCCGACGCCAGGCCCGGAACCAACCCCACUGCCAGACGCACUGCCAAAGCCGGUCCUGCCGCGACGCGGAGCCGAUACGCCAGCCAGUGGACGCUGAACCGGCCGCACCCCACCAGCUCCUCCCACACGCUGACCACCGACUGGAGGCUGCCGACGCCCCGAGCCACCGGGUCCGUGGACAAGGAGAGCGACAGCUACAGCGUCAGCCCCUCACAGGACACAGAUCGUGCGAGGAGCAGCAUGGUUUCCACAGAGAGCGCGUCCUCCACCUACGAGGAGCUUGCCAGAGCCUACGAGCACGCCAAGAUGGAGGAGCAGCUCCGCCACGCCAAGUUCACCAUCACCGAGUGCUUCAUCUCGGACACCUCCUCCGAGCAGAUGACAGCAGGGACCAACGACUACACCGACAGCGUGGCCUCCAGCACGCCGUCCGAGUCCGGCAUCUGCCGCUUCACCGCCUCGCCGCCCAAACCUCAGGACGUCAGUCGGGUCAUGACCAUGGCCGUGCCCAAGGCCCACAGACCUGCAGGAGAGCUGGUCCACCUGCCUCCUUACCUCCGUAUGGACUUCCUGUUGAACCGGGGCGUGCCGCCUCGAGGUGGAGGCGUCAGCUGCAGCAGCGGCAGCAGCAUAGGAGCAGGAGGAGGCAGGAGCAGGCAGAGGAGGGGGAGGGAGGAGGAAGCGAGGGAGGGCAGGAGGAGGAAGUGGUGCAUCGGGGGAGACGAGAGGAGUGGGAGGAGGAGCCAUGGGCCAGACCUGCCUGGAGCCUCAGAGGAGCCGCACCCUGAAGAGGCCCCCGCCCAUGGAGCCCACCCCCAUGGAAGUGCCGUCACCCAGGGAGGUGCAGCAGUGGCAGCCAGGAACCGCCUCCACCCUCCCCCACAGGGAUGCCCGGGAGAGGGGGGAGGCACGGGGGGAGGUCCGGGCGGACGCUCCCUCCUCGGGGGACCUGGCCCAAGCACAGGCUGCCAAGCUCAGCACCUCCCAGGAGUCCCUGCUGGACUCCAGAGGACACCUGAAACAGAGCAACAACCCCUACGCCAAGUCCUACACUCUGGUAUAACACUGGGCCACACGGACUGCUGCACACGGAGACAGAGACACAGGGAGACAGUUUACCGCUACAGCACAUGUUGUACAUAG
Molecule: messenger RNA, 2517 nt
Organism: Notothenia coriiceps (black rockcod)
Lineage: Eukaryota; Metazoa; Chordata; Actinopteri; Perciformes; Nototheniidae
Product: Down syndrome cell adhesion molecule homolog
Exons: 14
Coding region: 1-2517 (838 amino acids)
Molecular function (GO): protein binding
Source: RefSeq, a predicted model, not a curated record